AUGUUCGUUGUCCUGGCGUUGCUGCUGUCCACCUUAUCUUUAGCCUUUGACCAGGUACCUCUCUCACCAUCGAGCAUACCGCCUCGCUACCAGCUCGAUGGGAACGACGAUCCAGUACCAAAACAGCCGGGCCAGCGGAUUCCUGUGCCAGCAUUGUACAACCAUCGAUAUUCUGAGCAGACCUUCAUAGGAGCCCAUGAUGCCGUUGCAGUCAGGACAGCCGAGAAUGGCUGGACGCUCUCUGGAAACCAGUACUUCAACGUCUCCACACAGCUGAGAUCCGGAGUCCGCCUUAUCCAAGCCCAAGGACACCGUGACCCCACUGGCAGUGAUGAGAUCAGGAUGUGCCACUUCAACUGCGCAUUGAUGGAUGGUGGUAGUCUGCAUGAGCUCCUACGGGAUGUGAAGGACUUUCUGGACCAGUUUCCUCACGAAGUCGUGACUCUACUCUUCGUGAAUACUGGACCGCCUCUCGAGCAUUGGGUCAAGGCAUAUUAUGACACUGGCCUUGAUCUGAUGUCUUACAUGCCUCCCAGAACGAAACGUUGGGGAAACAUGAGGAUAGAAGACUGGCCUACCAUAGCCGACAUGGUAUCUUCGAAUCAACGCCUCGUCUCCUUCAUGGACCGAGGUGCCGACGAGUAUGAAGCUCCUUUUCUGCUGCGGGAGUUCGAUUACAUCUUCGAGACCAACUUUGGUAUCGAGCGUCCGAGUCAGUUCAGCUGUACUGUUGCUCGUCCUUGGUGGAUAGUCGGUGGUUACCCGGACCGUCUGAGUCUCGUCAAUCACUUCCUCUAUGCAAAGUUCCUUGGCUUCAGGUAUCCAAAUGCUACACAAGCCAAUACCACGAAUGCGGCCGGCUUCCAUGAGGGCGAACUCGGCGAGCAUGCGGUGCGAUGUCGAUCACUGUACGAGAGAAGGCCAAACUUCCUGCUGGUCGACUUCUUCAACGAAGGUGAUGUGUUUGACGUCGAGUUUGGGUUGAAUGCCAAUUAA
This is a messenger RNA of Fulvia fulva, 996 nucleotides long. Its product is annotated as PI-PLC X domain-containing protein 1. Bases 1 to 996 code for a protein of 331 amino acids. Gene Ontology annotation, molecular function: phosphoric diester hydrolase activity. Gene Ontology annotation, biological process: lipid metabolic process. The transcript has a single exon. The record is from RefSeq and is a predicted model, not a curated record. Lineage: Eukaryota; Fungi; Ascomycota; Dothideomycetes; Mycosphaerellales; Mycosphaerellaceae.